UUGGAAGCUGGCUGCACAGAUACAGGAGGCGAAGCUUGAGCGUACAGUCCGGGAGUGGAGCCGUUGGGGAAAGAAAAGCUGGCAACCGCAAGGGGACCUUUGCUUUUGGCAGCCGUGGAGAGGAGGAAGGAACAACACCGGCCAUGGCUUCAAAUUUUAACGAUAUAGUGAAACAGGGAUACGUGAAAAUCCGCAGCAGAAAGCUUGGGAUGUACAGACGAUGUUGGCUGGUAUUUAAGAAAGCCUCCAGCAAAGGUCCUAGAAGGUUAGAGAAAUUUCCUGAUGAAAAGGCAGCCUAUUUCCGGAACAUGCACAAGGUAACUGAGCUGCACAGCAUCAGGAACAUAAGCAGGUUGCCCCGAGAGACAAAGAAGCAUGCUGUGGCAAUUAUCUUUCAUGAUGAAACAUCAAAGACAUUUGCCUGUGAGUCAGAACUGGAAGCAGAGGAAUGGUGUAAGCUUCUUUCCGUUGAAUGCUUGGGAUCUAGGCUCAAUGAUAUCAGCUUUGGGGAGCCAGACCUACUAGCAGCUGGAGUUCAAAGAGAACAAAACGAGCGGUUUAAUGUUUACUUGAUGCCAACACCCAACUUGGACAUUUAUGGAGAAUGCACCAUGCAGAUCACACAUGAAAAUAUUUACCUCUGGGACAUCCACAACCCCAGAGUGAAACUGGUUAUGUGGCCACUCAGCUCUCUCAGACGUUAUGGAAGAGACUCAACUUGGUUCACAUUUGAGGCCGGCAGAAUGUGUGAUACAGGAGAGGGACUCUUCACAUUUCAGACACGGGAAGGAGAGAACAUCUACCAGAAGGUACAUUCAGCAACUCUGGCCAUAGCUGAACAGCAUGAACAACUAAUGCUGGAAAUGGAGAAAAAGACACGGCUGCAGUCCAGUCCCAGCGAGGAGAUGGCACUCAUGACAAUAACACUCCCUCGAAGUGCAUACUGGCAUCACAUCACGAGGCAGAGCAGUGUCAGUGAACUCAACAGCUUACAAGGAAAUGAUUUAAAUUUGACAAAGGUUCCUCGGGCACAGACCUUCCCUAGCUACAUCUCAGAACAGAGUCAUGAGCACCAAUAUUUAUUAUCUCCAUCAAGUGGCUAUGGAUCAAGCUACAGCUCUGGGCUGGCCCAGUGAUGUUCAUCAAACAAUGGGAAAAUGACUGUGAGCCAGGUCACACUGGUGCUGGGAGAACCCUGAAUAUACAACAGCGAGGGAGGGUGAGGACUAAAUACAGGUGAAACAAGACUCAGUCAGCUGUUACUGUACUCUAAGCAUUCAGGUGAUAAACUGAAGAUUCAUAGGCUUAAAAAGAAUUUGUUUUUUAUUAAUCGGCUCCCACCUGCUAAUACGUACUUACCUCCUUGAGAAGUGGUAUUUGAUUUGAAAAUAAAAAUACCAUAUAGAAUAUUUUUUAAAAUCCUAUUGCUGCAAACAAAGCUUCUGUGUGUGUGAGAAGCACACUUGUUUGGAUAAGUUUAGAAGUGGUUGAGUCAAAUAGUCUUUAUCUGCUACAGCUGUCUGUUACACAGAGGUCUGUUAAUAUAAUUCAGGUGUUUACUUUCAGAUUUGGCCAAGCAAUUGCACAUAUUUAUCAAAUUACCUUUGUAAGAAAUAACAAAUGCCCUGGAUUGCUCUAUUUCACCUGUGAUCAGCUCACAGGUUUAUUUGAGGCCAUUUUCUUUGUUUAUCGAGUUGAGUAUUCUUUGUGGAAUAAGGGCUCAAUUGUUUCUCAUUGGCAGAAUCUUUUCAGUGCCUGGGUAGGGAGAGAAGCAAGGGGUUCCCAUGGAUAGUCAGUUUUUGUAAGAGGACCAUCCAGGUGGUGUACUGCUUGAACAGUCCAACAUGGGAAACAAGAGAAAUGAAUGACUCGCUCAAUCACCUAACGACAGUAGAAAUUGCAGAAUAAGGAAAACAAAAUAGAAACUGUCUCUGCUGGCAUAUUGAACAAGUUCUGCUCAAUUCUCCAUAAAACAAGUUAGUAGCCAGGUACUAAUGUCAUCUUAGAGGAAACACUCAAAAGUACAUUGCGUAACUGUACCUUCUACCCCAUUGUACCUGUGAAGUGCUAUCUGGCUUAUUGAAAAACAGAUGCAAUCUGAAAAACAUAGACUGUUUUGCUGGCCUUUCCCUGCACAUGGAAGGGCCAUGUUAAGUUCUGUUGACCUUUCAGUGGCAAUUGAUUGUCAACCAAGAGCACAAGGUGGAUUUUUAGUUGCUCCAACUUUAAAGCUCCAUCAGGCUUAAAAUUUGAGGCUUGAGGAAACUGGAGUUAAAUUGAUCCUCCCCGGGAACAGGUGAAUUGCAUCUGUGAUCACUACAAGAAAUGCAGAAAAUUCUGGAAGCACUCCACAGCUCAAAAUUUAUUGAUAGAUAUGCCCGUUUCGAUAAAGGGUCCACAUCUAAAUGCUAGUUUGUCGGUCUCACUUCCAGCAAUUUCUGCUUUUCUUCCCGCAUCUGCAUAAUUUUGUGGAUAGUCAUCAUUAAUAUUUACAGUGAUUGGACAUGCAUUAUUCUUUAUAUAUCCUGCAUAUGCAAGUUGAUUUUUGUUUAAAGGAAUACAGACGGCUGCAUCCAAGUUACUCAAGUGAAACCAAAUUUCAGGAUUUCUGGGACAACCUGAAAGAGACAAAUUCAGGUGAUGUAUGAAAUAUGCAAGCCAAUCCUCUUUGCAAAUUAAGCCACACAACAAUAGUUUAAAUAUUAAUUUAAACUGGGAAAGUUGGCAUUAGACAAUCAAACUGUGAAUCAAGACAUUGUAUGAAGAAACUUUUCUUUGCCAAACAUAAUCUCCUGAAUCUCUGAAGUGUAAUCUUGCAAUGGCAUCCCACAAACUAACCUGCCCAACUGGUAAACUUAUCCUUAGCAUGUGGUUGUAUUGUUAUUGUUAUUGCUAUUUUGGAAAUUUGUGUUUUUAUUACAAUACUCAUUCCUGUGAGUGUGUAGUAAGACAAAAUGAAGUUAUUGAGAAAAACUCCAUCCCAGAGUUGGACUGCACAUGCUAUGAUGUGGGGUUUUGGACAGAAUCAGCUUUCUAAGGGGCCUGCCUGUCUGGUAAAAUGAAUUGCAACACAUCUUACCUAACAAAUUAGGAUCUAUGUAAUCAAGAUGAUCUUUUUUGUUGUAAAUAAAUACUGUUUGUAAGAGGAGGAUGAGCAGACACUACAAAGGCCUAUGAUUAUGAUGAAGGGAUCUUGAUUAUCAGCAUGAAAUUAAGUUGCAGUACAUGUAGCAGUGCUAGAAUUUCAGUUCCGCCUUUGGAAUGAGCAUCCUACCAGAAAGAACAACACAACAUCCAGAUACGUUCAGGUGUUUGUGUGGUGGAGGAAGACUGACGGAACCUUGAUUAUGUCUUGAAAAAUGAUCAAGAGCCCUAUUCUAGGCAUACUUGGACCAAGCAACUAAAAUCAUUCAAGAUUGUCUAGUUAGGACCAGGAAUUAAGUACAAUAAAAUGUUAUGUCAAAAUGCAAGGAUGCUGUUGUUAAAACCAGUAUUCUGGCUAUGAUAAAAAUGAAUAUCAAAGCUACUAAAUAGAGAUACUUAG
Stegostoma tigrinum is the source of this 3544-nucleotide messenger RNA. It is a transcript of the gene dok6, whose product is annotated as docking protein 6. Gene Ontology annotation, biological process: cell surface receptor protein tyrosine kinase signaling pathway; positive regulation of MAPK cascade. Lineage: Eukaryota; Metazoa; Chordata; Chondrichthyes; Orectolobiformes; Stegostomatidae. Bases 144 to 1136 code for a protein of 330 amino acids. The transcript is spliced from 8 exons. Gene Ontology annotation, cellular component: cytoplasm. The record is from RefSeq and is a predicted model, not a curated record.